Oreochromis aureus is the source of this 518-nucleotide messenger RNA. RefSeq names its product SEC61 translocon subunit gamma (gene sec61g). Lineage: Eukaryota; Metazoa; Chordata; Actinopteri; Cichliformes; Cichlidae. Gene Ontology annotation, molecular function: transmembrane protein transporter activity. Bases 149 to 355 code for a protein of 68 amino acids. Gene Ontology annotation, biological process: protein targeting; post-translational protein targeting to membrane, translocation. The transcript is spliced from 4 exons. Gene Ontology annotation, cellular component: membrane; Ssh1 translocon complex. The record is from RefSeq and is a predicted model, not a curated record.
GAUAACAGCGCAUAGAAUACAAUACGCAUGCGCUUCUAAAGUCUACGUCAGCUCUUUCUCUACAAGGGGGUGAUCUGUGUCGUAGCUACGUGGCUUUCACUUCUCUGACUUUCUUACUAAGCAUCACGUAGGAAAUAGACUAAGCACCAUGGAUCAGGUUACGCAGUUUGUUGAGCCCGGCCGGCAGUUCGUGAAAGACUCCAUCAGGCUCGUUAAGAGGUGCACAAAACCCGACAGGAAAGAAUUUCAGAAGAUUGCAAUGGCCACAGCGAUUGGGUUUGCGAUCAUGGGAUUCAUUGGUUUCUUUGUCAAGCUCAUUCACAUCCCCAUCAACAACAUCAUCGUUGGUGGUUAGGUCCUGAUCAAUCAGACUUCAUCACGUGGGGACAGGAGAUGGCGCUGCAGUGUUAACAGCUGAUGUGAUUGGGGGGGGAGGGGGGACUGUCGGGAUGGCAUUUUUACAUUCUGUGCUCAACGUUUAUAUGUCACUGUGUAAAUAAAAAUAAUUGGAAAUCUGA